GUUGUUAGUAGUUUUAUCAUUUUCCGCAAGGCUUGCCGGUUAGUUUUAGAGUUAUGUUAUUUGUUAAGAAAUUCAAAUGACCUUAUACGGUUAAAUUUCUCGGAAACAAUAUCAUGAAAAUAAUGGCGAAUAUCAACAAAACAUCAGAUAGAUAGUCAGGGUUUGAAACUACUUUUCUUUUAAGUCUGAAAGUCCUCUUCUCCGAGUCACAACCAUUAAAAAUAGCUGCAUUGGUAUCACAACUAAGAAAAUCCGAGAUUCCAUUAAGCGGUGAAUCGACCCUCCGUAUCGAACGAAGGCGACGAUGAUUUCAGCUACUCUCAUCAUGUCUCUGUGGCUCCCAGGUAGGUUUAAGAACACAGUGUUGACAUUGUCAGUAAUCAAACGAUUCCUUCAUUCUUUUCUUUUUUUUCAUCGUGACCUUUUACAACAAUGCAACUCAUCUCACCAUUUAACUGAAGCCGACGAUCGGAUAAACGCACAAACCCGGAAGUGCCUCUUCGUCAUACCACCUUAAAUUAGGAAAUUAAGUCUAAACCGGAAUUAUGUACAUUUGUAGCCUGAUUUUAACACUGGAAACAAUAUUUAAAGCAAUUGAUGCUUAACACAGACAAAAAAAGGUUUUUUCGUUCUAGAUUAACUGCUUAAGGUGAAAGUGAAAGUAAUCAUCAAUAAGAGAGAAUUUAAUGUUUGGUGUACGGAAGAUAUAUUAAGACUUACUAGAUUUAACAAAGUCUAAAUUAGAAUGAAAACAUUUCGAAUUUCCAGACCUGAAAGCAAGGAUUUUGCGACCCAACAGAGAAAUCUGAAAAACAGGAUCGGCAAACGGUUGGUUUAAGAAAGAGAUGACCACGAACUAUAUUUUUGAAGCGGCUGAAGACACUGCUUGUGGAAGACCUUUCAUAAAUAAUUAAAUGACCGUAUGUUUAGCGAUGUAGUCGCUACCGGUUUAUUCUAAAAAAUAUUCAAAAGCUAAAGAGCGACAUCUGAACUACGAUUUUUGAUAAAUAUUCAGGUGAUUUAUUUCCGAGAAAGAACAAGACAAAGAGAAAGGCCAUUGUUUAGUUUCAGUCUGUGCAUAAAUCAAUCGACAGUGUCUCAGUACACGAAUGGAAAAUAAGGAAUCUAGAAUUAUGGAAAUGAAAUACGCGGAAACUACAAAUCGUUAACACGCACCUAGAGACCAUUUGCAUUUGAUCAGUCUACUUGUCAAACUGAUACAUUAUUAGCUUUUUAAAAAACUUCUAGAGCAAUUCCGUUACAGGGAAAAAGUACGGAAGGAGUUCUUCGGUCUUUGGUCAACGGAGAGAUUUGACAACUUAGCUUACGAAGUCGCUUCUGAUUCUGCAUUUAGGCAAUAAUAACCAUUCUAUUGUUUUUCUUUUCCAUUUCUUUCCACGAUUUAACAGUAUUUUGCCAAGGAGGGCAUCCUAAAAUUGUUUCUAGACCAAGUGAUCCCCUGAUUGCUCGUAGCGAAGACAAAGCUACGCUUAAUUGGACGCUUGGGUUGCUUCCCUCAGAGACGUGGAAUAGUAGCAUAUUUGAAGUGGCGUUUGGAAUCUGGAAAGAUCCAGGAUUCCUGAAAACAAAACUCUUGGCCAUCGAUAGACAUGGUGAGGUACUGAUAAGACCAAACUACGAAAAGAAAAUUAGCUGCGACUUUAACAUGUCCAAGCUUCAAGUUGCAUUCACACUCCAUGGUUUAACCAUGAAGGAUGAGAAUCACUAUUGUCUUCAGGUUGAGCUUGGCCUUCAUCAGCCUCCUUUGACGGAUCCUGUGAUGCUUCUUCUUGAGGGUAAUAUGUUUGUUACAUUUCAUUUGUGGAGGAAUGCCACAGACCCGGAAGCGGGGUACUUGGGUAAAUAUGUUCUGAGUAUGUGCCCCUGGCCACUCAGAGCCCCUUGCCCAUAGUCUUUCAGUGGCCAAUUAUGGACCCCAUCUUAGCCACUUUUGAGAAAAUGUGAUGGCUUUCCUUCUUUGACUUUCACUUCUGAUUUAGAAAAACCUUAUUCUCAAAUAUCUAAACAGAUUCUCCUAAGAUAACCAGUCCCAAACAGGAAAACUUUUCCGUGAACGUUGGGGACAACUUGCGAAUAAACAGCCAAGCAAAGGGUCUUCCUGCACCUAACAUAACAUGGACGAAACAGGGGAGAAUUGUUGGUAAUGAUACAUUGAUUGUCAAUGGAGUAACGCCAAAUGACAGCGGAGUCUACUUGUGCAGCGCUCACAACCAGGCUGGUGAAGAUCAUAAGGAGAUUGUGGUUACGGUUUUGGAGCAUAAUUAUGGAUCACAAAAGCUAACAGGUUUUAACAAUUUGUUUGUCGAAAUAAAUACCCAUGAACUAGAUUGCUAAUGCAUAUUCUUAUGUUGGUGACUGAAUUUUCAUUUUCAGAGCGUUUCCAUUGGCGUGCUCUGUGUUAAACGAUUUGAAAAUUACAAACACUCCCUCACUAGAAACCGAAUGGAAUCAUUACCUAUUCAAGGAGUUAGUUUCUCUGAUCUUUUUUAAGCUAAGGAUCUCUUUCGCACAAGUCAUGAUAUCGACCACAUCAGUGUCCCUGUAAUCUUAAGCAGUCCACAUUACUCUAACAAGGUCCCACAAUUUGAUACCUUCUCCUGAUAUCGAUCAUCGGUUCGAUUAACUUAUUUAUACGUUUAAAAAAAAAGUUUUCAAUUUUCAAUUUUCUGAAUUGGCCAAGCCGCUCAUUCACAAUUUAAUUACAGACAGACUGAUAACCGAGGUGGCCCCCCCUGGCCUCUCCUCUAGUCUUUGAGGUCUCUUGUUGUUGAAUUUGUAUAAAUAUUACUUCUGAAGCUGCUCAGAAAUAAUGACGACGAUUAUAAUGAUAAUCAUCCUUCCUGCUAAAGUGCUUUCUAACUUUUUUCUAGUUCCUCAUAUGCCAACACAAACAUCACAUGAUAGAGGAAGUCCUGUGUGGUUAUUUCCAGUAGUCAUAGGUGUGUCAGUUUUUUUAAUAGCUGCAGUGGUUGUCUUUCGCUCGCGUGGGCACCGCUGCAAAAGGAACCUCGCUUAUGAGCAGCAUAUUGAUGAAAAAGCAUCAGGUGAGCACUUCACAACUGCCGAGAUCUAGCCUAGAGCCGAUGAGGAGGCUGCGAGUUAGUGACUGAACAGUAUACCUUGAUCAUACUCUAUCAUGGAAUGCAUCAUUAGCUGGUAUACCGAAAUAGUAUCAAAAGCAGCUGUGCAAUUUCUCCAAUUUUUCCUCUUUCUUAACCUCCUGCCGGUUUCUGCUCCUAAGCCUCUAAAUUGUCUCCACUGAUCCGAUAAUUCUCGUAAGUUAUAAAUAAAACUUGCGUAAUUGUAGUACACUAUAAGCGUGCUUUAAAAUGAUUGCUAAGGAAAAAUAGAAAACUUUAAAACAGAUCAAUUCAUGUUAUUGACGGGACAAAAUUUUCUCAUCGAGAAAAUGAGAAAUGAGUUGCUUUGACAAAAAUCGUCUACUAGUCUUUGAAUAACAUUCUGACGCACCUAUUUGAUGAGUGCAUCGGUACUCAAAAUCCUUUGUUUUACAACGUUAGUUCGGAACACAACCCAAUCACUGAAAAAAUUCCAAGAACUUGCAACUGAAUUGUUUGCUACCUUAAUUGGCAUGGAAAGGCUUGAUAGGAGAGAACUUUUAAAAAUUAAAACCUGUAAUCUGGCCUAAUUUUGGUAAAUAAAGCAAGAAUACAAUUUUCUGCGCUAC
This is a messenger RNA of Pocillopora meandrina, 3709 nucleotides long. Lineage: Eukaryota; Metazoa; Cnidaria; Anthozoa; Scleractinia; Pocilloporidae. The record is from the annotation of a GenBank genome assembly.